This is a messenger RNA of Larimichthys crocea (large yellow croaker), 1127 nucleotides long. RefSeq names its product cytochrome b-245, alpha polypeptide (gene cyba). Bases 113 to 670 code for a protein of 185 amino acids. Gene Ontology annotation, molecular function: heme binding. NCBI's taxonomy places the organism in Eukaryota, Metazoa, Chordata, Actinopteri, Sciaenidae. The record is from RefSeq and is a predicted model, not a curated record. The transcript is spliced from 6 exons.
ACCUCACAUUUUGUAAAUACCUUUGCUUCCUUGUAGAAGAAGUUAAAGUAAAGUAGUGAGUCGUACUCGGAGAAUCACAGCCGUCUGCAGAGGGUUUGUUCCGGUAAAAGCGAUGGGGAAAAUAGAGUGGGCGAUGUGGGCCAAUGAACAGGCUCUGGCUUCGGGACUCAUUCUCCUUACUGGAGGUAUUGUAGGUGUGGCUGGACAGUUCAGAGGCUGGCAAUUUGCAGCUUAUGCAGUUGCUGCUGGGGUGUUUGUGUGUCUACUUGAGUAUCCCAGAAGCAAGAGAUCCAAGGGCACAAGUGUAGAGAGAACGGGCCAGUACUGUUUCACUGUGUGUGUAAAAGCAUUCGGGCCACUGACAAGGAACUACUAUGUCAGAGCAUUUUUACAUGCUGCAAUCUGUGUACCUGGAGGUUUUAUGCUUGCUACUGUCCUCGGAUGUGUCUGCCUCGGGAUUGCCAGCCUCAUCUACCUUGUGGCAGCUAUCCGAGGUGAACACUGGGAGCCAAUUCUUCCAAGGAAGGAGGUCCGAAAGCCAGUUACAGAGAGCAUUAAAAAUCCUCCUCAGAAUCCACCACCAAGACCUCCUGCAGAGAUGCGUAGGAAACGGGUAGAUGACCUGGAGGGAGCAGCCUAUGACAACCCCAUCUCUGUCACUGACGAUUAACCAGUGCCAGUGCCCUAUCCUCUGUGUCCCUUCUUUUCUCUGCCUGAGAUCUUGAGAUCUACAAAUCUAUUAAAACCAGAUGUCACCAGAUUUGUUAUUCUGGACAAAUGAAUAGUUUAGAAGUUUAGUGAAGCUAGUGAUUGGACUGCAUGUUGGGUCCACACUUUAAUACCACAUCCAGCAGUGAAAUGUCUUGAAGGCUGUUUCUUAGCAUGAACAGAGAUUACAAAGAAGAAGAAGUGAUUGUCAUAUUUUACUUAUGAACAAAAAAUGCAGUGUGGAAAAAAAUGUACAUGCUAUAGCUGCUAAGUGGAACCAGAUACAGACAAUGCAGGACUACAUAGCAUUGUUUGCUAGGAUUAAAUUGACAUUGGCACAUAUGUAUGUGACUGAUAUUAGCCCUUUUGCUCUGUACUUUGUUGUCUUGUAAAUAAAUCCUGUGUGCCCUGAAUCAUGA